GAAGGUGAAACGAAGAUAUGUUUUGUUAAGUUAAAGUGAAUUUCGUGUAUGACAACCGUACUAGCAUGCAGGCGUAUGUUUAUGUUCAAUAAUGGCUUGACUUUAUGAAAAUAUGUGUGAUCUAUCGAAUGGAGAUUCCAUCCCUGGAUCCACUAGUGGGACCAGCCAUAUGCAUGCUUGCCACUCAGAGUCCGAGAGAACAACUAACUUUGACGACACAGAAUGUGAACAACUUCAGCAAUUGAUAUUUGAUCUUAUCCGAGGGAUAGAGGAUCCAGAAAAGCCGUCAAAUCUAGAAGACUUGGAUGUGGUUAAUGAACAGGAUGUGUUCGUAAAGAAAUGUGGAGAGGAAGAGUUCUUUGUCCGUAUAGAAUUCAUUCCUACUGUUCCCCACUGCUCUCUGGCUCCUCUCAUAGGUCUGUGUAUCCGGUCAAAACUGCAAAGAUCACUGACAGAGAAAUAUAAGUUGGAUAUUUUCAUAAAGAAAGGCACACAUUCCACAGCAGAUGAAAUAAACAAGCAGAUUAAUGACAAAGAGAGGAUAGCGGCUGCGAUGGAGAAUCCCAACCUGCGUAAACUGGUGGAGAAGUGUCUGGAGGAGAACUACUGAUCUUCAGCUUGUAUAGACAGACCAAUUUCCUGGAGAUAUCCCUGUUCCAUACCUGUAUAUUAUCAGACCAGACACCUCCUUGGCGACAUCCCUCUUUCUACCUGUAUAUGAACAUAUAAAAACCCACCUCCCUCGAGAUAUUCCUGUUAUAUAUGAGUACAAUAACUUACUAGACACUUUGUGCAUCAACAGUCUAGACACUUUCCUUGCGACAUCCCUGUUUUUAUCUGUGUAUGAACAGACAAGACACCUCCCUGGAGACAUCCCUGUUCCAUACCUGUGUAUGAACAGACAAGACAUCUCCCUCGAGACAUCCCUGUUCCAUACCUGUGUAUGAACAGACAAGACACCUCCCUGGAGACAUCCCUGUUCCAUACCUGUGUAUGAACAGACAAGACACCUCCCUGGAGACAUCCCUGUUCCAUACCUGUGUAUGAACAGACAAGACAU
Ylistrum balloti is the source of this 1060-nucleotide messenger RNA. Its product is annotated as cytosolic iron-sulfur assembly component 2A-like. Bases 113 to 610 code for a protein of 165 amino acids. The record is from RefSeq and is a predicted model, not a curated record. Lineage: Eukaryota; Metazoa; Mollusca; Bivalvia; Pectinida; Pectinidae. The transcript is spliced from 5 exons.